AUGUAUGCAGAUGUUGUUGGUUCAGGGCAAAGUGGUCACUUGAACCCCACCAGCAAUAUCAAACAAGUACCAGCAGGUAAGACAAAUGCAAAUGGCAAUCCUCCACCAGGGCUCACAUAUCCACAAGUGAUAGACACUGGGAUGAGUGCUGAUAGAGUAGCUCCACCAAUAGGGUCGAAAAUCAUACCUCAACAACUUCCAUCAGGAUUUGCUAUAGCUCAUGGAGGCAACGGUAGUGCCCCUGUAAUGUUCUCUGUGAAGGGUGUUCCACCCACCAGUUACGACGGGAAUGGCCCUAUGGAUCCGAAGCUGCGACAGCCAAAUGGACCCUUUCUAGUUGGGAAGAAAAUGAUAGCGCCGAACAAACUACCUUUUCCACCACCCAUAGCGAAUGUUAAGGGAGGAAACGCUAUUUUACAGCAGUUGGCUUUUCCGCCUUCCAUUCCACCUAACAAAAGUAUGGGAAACCAAAAAGUCAUGAUGCGGCCUCCCGUCAUAAGUGAUGGACGCGUAAAAAGUCCUCCUGGAGUUUUGCAGCCGUCUUCGUCGUUACCACAACAAAACCCUUUAGGGGUGGCAAUGUCGUCUGGUAAAGGCUCCAACUCCACGAUAGGCCCAGAUCCUCGAAAUAUAAACAGCAACGAAGGUAAUAAUCAGAUGCGGCCACCCUCACAAAAUUUAGGCAUUUUACACCCACAAACUUCAAGGUCUUCGCUAAGUGAUGGUAGCAAUAAAGUGGCUCAUUUGAUUUCAUCAAGUAGGGUCCCUUCUGAGACUUCUAUCCACACCCCUAGUCCUAAACCCCCGUUAUCGGCAAAAAAUAUAGUCUAUACCGCCUUGGGCGCUACUGAUAAGCCCGUCAUGCCAAUCUCAGGGAGCAAAAAUAUGUCUCCAGAGGGGAAUUCUAUGCAGAACAUUGCGCCUCUUGGACAGUCUGGCGGUACUCAACCGAGCAACCCAAAUAUUCCUAAUCGGACCCAAGGCGAACCGGGAUCGAUGUCAGUAAAUCCGGGAUUAUUGCCUUCCACAAACGUAAGUGGAGUCAAAAACUCAACGGGGAUACCUUCUCAGACCCAAGCUUCACAGAAAGGGUCACUGGACCAGCUUCUGGCUGAAGUUAAAGCCGAUCCUAUUGCAGAUAGUAAACCUACGGACUCGAUGCAAGCGCCGACUAGCACCACUCUGAAGCAAGGUCCUGUUGAGAGCAACCUGAUGAAGGCCGAGACGCUAUCGAAGCCGCCCCGUUUAAGUUAUAAAAAGAAGCCUUGUCGUUUCGCCGAACUUUUAGUGGAUAGCGAUGACGACAGUGAUGAAGAUGGAGCUAUUGAAGAGAAUAAUGCUCAUGCCCGCGGAGACAGCACAGGGGCGGCCCAUUCUGAUGAAGCAGCACCACCAAAUCCAGUACUAGAAGACGCUCUUACGACGGUGGCAAAAGAGUUUCCGCAGACGGGCGAUGUAAUUGGUGCGAACGAGGCGCAUGAUGAGAUUUCCAUGAAAGCCGAGACGGUGGAGGGUAAGGAUGAAAUGCCGUACACGGGUAAUGAUGAUACGCAGGUUACCGAAUCAGCGAUUCCCCUGGAACCCAAGGAACUUCCAGUUUUACCAGUUCAAGAUCCAGGCGAACCUAAAAAUUUUUGCCCAGAACAUCCUCCUUCAAUUUCAUCAACCAACCGCCCGUCCCCAGUUUCGAACUCUCAGAGCAAUUCGAUGGCAAGUGAACGUAUCAGACCUGAUAGUGCCGAUUCUCGUGAAUGUACCCUAAAAGCUGGAAAGGCGAAUUCUUCAAAGGCAUCUAGGUCUUCAUCGGCCCCUAAACCCAAGGUAGCUGUUCAGGCUGUUUCUAAAAAGUCUAACAAAGACAUUGCUUUGCCUCGUACAAAGAAUCCCUCAGGGCGCCAUUCACAGACAAAGCUCACCACCCACCAUCGCUCCUUUUCUUCAUUGCCUGACAUGAGUAGAUCGGAAGACACGCCUGAAGAAAGGAAGAAAGGUACUAUUGCUACUGAAAGCAGUCAAUCUAUUGGGCAUACACCCAAACAGAUAAAACCAACAAAAAAUACUGCAACGUUGAGUGAGAGAUCGGAUGAUCUAGCCGCUGACGAGCUUGUCUCUUCCACAACCUACCCCAGCGAUGAAGAUGCCAAGGAAAGGGCUCCACGUCGUAAGCGGGUACCAUCUCUGUCAAACUUUAAGAGCAGCGAUUUGUAUAACCUCUAUCAUAUUUUAAAGGCGCUUGACGAUAAAAAAAAUGCCGAUCGUCCAAGUCGCGAUCGUGUCCAACGGAGAGGGCCCACCCCACCCCACCCCAUCUCGAAGCCGCGGGGUUUCACCCCCACCCACCAUCGACAUCGGGGCAGCCAUGGCGAAAGCGAGGAUGAAGGCGGCGAGAAUUGGGGGCAGCGAGGGGAAACCCCGCACUUCCGUUGGUCUGAACCCGACAACCCUUCCAAACGGCAGGAAACUCCAGAAAGAGGGGACUCGGCGCGAGCCCCCUGGCGCUGUGGUGCGAGGUCGACCGUCUCGAAUGGCUUUGCUUUGCCUUCACCGCUGCGUCGACCGCUUGGGUAUAUUAAUAUCGGUGGUGGGUUCUACGAGCGCAUCGGCUACAGUCCUUACGCCCAGCAUCGUUUGCGGCAUUCCCUAUCGCGGGACGAUCCCUCCAUUUAUCCUGAUCGACACCUUGAUAGUACGACGCGUGAGGUCCUGAAAGAUGGGGGUAUCGGGCAGAUUAUGCGAGAACAAGGACAGGCCGCGGUGCGCGCCGCGCAGUCGGAUCCACUCCAUCAAAAUCCCAGUUCAAAGCGGAUGGGCGUGGAUGCGGGGAAUAUAUCCCGCGUUUGCUUUUCAGAUUUGUCUCCUCAACAGCGAUGGUCCAUGGAUUCAUCGAGGUUUUACUCGCCAGACGCCGAACCGAGAGGGGAUUUUUUAUACGUUGGUGAAAACCCACCUCAGGGCAACGGCGAUUCGUCGAACCAUUAUUGUGCAAGUCCACGGCGCACGCGUUUGUUAAUAUCACCCAACUAUUUGGAUGACGACCGCCGCGGAUCGCCCCCUGCAAAAUCAUCGCAACAUGUUAAACAAGUCGCUAAGAAAAGUAUCGCACCUGAUCUUAUCAAGGACGGAGGUAAGGCAUUUGAUAUGUUUCUGAGAAGAGCCUCGAAACCGCAGUCCGGCAGCUCAAGGACUGAUUUAAAUUGGUGUGAAGGAAGGGCUAGUGAUUCUGGCAAAAAUGUAUGCAAUGGAGAGAAGGCACAUUUACAAAGUGCGGAAUACAAAAAACAUCUCUCGACACUUCCUGAAGGUUCCAAAAAGAAAUCUUUUCAUCCUUAUGAGGGGGAUAGACCUGAUGAUCGGCGCAUGAACAGAUUUGCUCAGCAUCGACGUUCUACAGAUGGCGAUAACUACAUGUCCAUUAACUCAGCCCAACAAACUUGGGAUGGGGAGGGGAGGGGUGUGUCUUUAAAAAAGACAAGUGCCGACGAUCGAUCUCACCAUUUGCCUAACCCUGUCAGUGAUAGGAGGAAAGAACCACGAAAUAGAGAUUCUAGAAUGAGCCCCCGUUCCUCUCGGUCUCACCUGGGAAAGGUUCACAGCACAGCAAAUGUUGAUACCUCUUCGCAGCCCAAGAAUAAAGAGGCUCACGUCGAGUACAACGUCAACCAUUAUGACCGCAAUAAUAACAUAACCAAGAACCCUAAAAAUAUUGAGACCACAACCCGACAGGAUUCCUCGCACGAGAAACGACUCUUCGCUUCGUUGCCCUCGUCUGGACGCUCGCAAAAAGUCCAUGAAAAUGCAGCCGGAUCCUUUUUAGGGCAGCGUAGUACUACAGAGGCUAUUGAUAGCCUUAUAAGCCCGAUCGAAAUAACGAAGGCCAGGAUCGUGUCACCAAGAGGUUCCAUGGCUUUUUCAGGACGAAACUUGGCAGAACAAAGUCAUCAAGGUAGCAGUAAAGCAAUCCUGAAGAAGAAUUCAUUACCGAGUACUGCACCAACGGCGGUCGAGCUACGCGUAAAAGGAAUUUCAGCUCCCAAUAAACGCGCUACGUCAGCUUCUUCAGCCCAAACGACACCCAUGGCGACAGCAAACCUUCCGCACAGCUUAUUUUCUAACGUUGAAUCUCGGACUACCCGUAGGAAAAGUAAUUUCGGACACACUAAAGCCAUACUCUGUUCGGAAUGGGUAGACGAAGUGUUGUCUUCUGUUGUCCAUCUGAAGGGUUUUACGAGUGCGGAAGUCAGCAAAGCAGACACUAGUAUAGGCAAGAUCUCGUCUGCCAGGGCCGUCCCGCAUGGCGAGAUCCCACUGAUUGAUAUGAGGAAAGAAUUCAAACCCAUUACAUCCGAAGAUUUGGCGAAGAGCACCCCCACGCGACGAGGUCGUCUUUCUGCGCGCUCGCGCAAUUCCCUAAACAGUGGAGGAGGGUGGUCCGUGAACGACCGCGCCCUGCGCCCUCACAUUCCCACCCUUCACUUCAAAACCAUGACAGGCGUGCGACUGGCGCGCGGCGUCCCAAACCCCGCGGGGCCUCCCCCGAGCCAGCGCGAGAACGCCACCUCCGCUCGUGGGGGAAACGCGCGUCCGACCCCUGAGAAGGUCCGCCAGGUGGUGGUGGAUGUCCCAAACGGGAUGCCCUAUGAGGUGUAUUCGAGCAUAAAGGUAAAAAACCCCGAGCAGCCGUCGCCCUGGGCUCGCGCGCCGAGUGUGCGCGGGCGCAUGGGGGAGCUGCCCGGACGGCCCGCGGCGCGUCGGGUUGUGCCGCCUUCCGCCACAACGGAUAUCGAGAGCAGCGAGACAAAGGAGGGAAACGUGGCUCCCGCCUUGGAGAAGGCGGGGUAUCGCUUGAUCGAGGAACUUCACCUCGAUGAAUACCGUCGGCCGUAUAUCAUUAUUAAGGAAGUGCGUACUGGCGAAGCGGCAAAGGAGCAAAGACUGUCUGUGGAGCGGCUUUCAAAACCGAAACCCGUUUUCAUAAGGCCUGCAGAGAGACAAAAAUAA
Messenger RNA from Phytomonas sp. Hart1, 4998 nucleotides. The record is from the annotation of a GenBank genome assembly. NCBI's taxonomy places the organism in Eukaryota, Euglenozoa, Kinetoplastea, Trypanosomatida, Trypanosomatidae.